AUGAAUGGAGCUUGUAUUCACACAACAGGUUUGGCCAACAAGGAGAUGGAUUUGGAGAUUGGUUUAAAAAAGUAUGAUUUUGUCAAAGAAAACAAAUUAAUAUCACGAGGAGCAAAGGCACUCGGUGAUGCUGGUGUUCCUUAUGCUAAUACAACAUCACAUUCAACAAUAGACAUACCAAGUAUUGGAACUAAAAAGGUUGCUCAAGUGGUAUUGACAGAAAUAGAUCAAACAAUUAAUGGACACAAGACAUUUAGUGAUAGUUUAAAAGUCGACAAAUCAAUUGAAUCAAAUGAAAUGAAAACAAAUACAAUUACUCCUCAAUCGGGUGUAGGUAUUACUAUUAAUGGAACAACAACAGUAAAUAAUCUUGAAAUAAAUGGCAAAGUAAGUAUGCAAUUGCUGGAUAUUGCCAACAUAGAGUGUGAAUCUCUUGCAACAAACAAAAUUACUGGAGAAACAAUUAAUAUUGCACCAAUCAAGUCAUUAUUUAUCAAUUCACCAUCUCUAGAAACAAAUCAGUUAUCAUUUGUCAAUCCAAUACCAGGUUAUAUUCCAACACCAUUGGAUUUCUAUGAAUAUUAUACACACUGGAUUCAAUUUAAAUACAAUUAUUUAUUGGAAGCAUACACAACCAAUCAACUCGAUUCAAUGUCACAGUUGUUCAAUUCGAAUACACCAACACCAGUUCAUUCUUGGGUGAGGAUAUUCAAGUAUCAUCAAACUCGAUCAAGUACAAUCAAAAUUAUUGAUUGGAUAUGGUCAUCACCUAUCAACACACUCGAAGUUAUAUUCCAUUCUCGAUCAGAUUCAGUUGAAUAUGACGAUUGUGGUAGGAUGAAAAUUGGAAAUGAUGUAUCUCCAGGUGAUCAAAUUAUAUGGACUCGAGUUCAAGUUGGAAGAACAUUGCUCAACUGCAAGAUAGCUAGUAGAAUGAUUAUCGACAACUCAAUAAUCAUGCCAUCAAAAGUCACAAUCCUUCCAGAUGAUCCACUCUCUCAACAAACUGACAAACAAGGGUUCAACCUUUUGACAACGUUUCACAUACCAAGGUUCAGCCACUCGGUUGAGCUAGAUCCGGUAUUCAACGCAGUCAUUCUUGAUGAUGACUCUGCCUUGCCAUACGAAUGCAUAGAGACUACAGAUUCACUCCCAAAAGUCAUCGUCUCUGUGCUUUUAUCGAUAUUCCUUCUCUCUAUUACAAUAGUGGCAAUCAUUGUAUGGAAGGUGGAACCCCCAACGAACAGACCAUAUAGAGAAGCAGUAGAAAUGGAUCCUAUUCCAAAUACUGACCAAGAAAACGCUGACCAACAACAACAACAAAAUAAUUAA
Cavenderia fasciculata is the source of this 1332-nucleotide messenger RNA. RefSeq lists its product as uncharacterized. The transcript has 3 exons. The record is from RefSeq and is a predicted model, not a curated record. Bases 1 to 1332 code for a protein of 443 amino acids. NCBI's taxonomy places the organism in Eukaryota, Evosea, Eumycetozoa, Acytosteliales, Cavenderiaceae.